Messenger RNA from Beta vulgaris subsp. vulgaris (sugar beet), 895 nucleotides. RefSeq names its product thaumatin-like protein 1. Gene Ontology annotation, biological process: defense response. Gene Ontology annotation, cellular component: extracellular region. The record is from RefSeq and is a predicted model, not a curated record. NCBI's taxonomy places the organism in Eukaryota, Viridiplantae, Streptophyta, Magnoliopsida, Caryophyllales, Amaranthaceae. The transcript has a single exon. Bases 56 to 724 code for a protein of 222 amino acids.
CAACAUUUCCACACACAAAAACCAUACUACUAAAUCAUCAUCAUAAUAUACAAUCAUGAGUCCUCUAUCAGCUCCUAUUCUUACACUUCUUCUAUCACUAAUCACACUCACCCAUGCAACCACCUUCACCGUUGUCAACAACUGCCAGUACCCUGUAUGGGCCGCGGCAGAUCCAGGUAGCGGAAAGAGGUUGAACAAAGGAGACAGAUGGCAGGUAAACCCUGCACCCGGCACCAAAAUGGCUCGUAUUUGGGGCCGAACUGGUUGCAACUUUGAUGGCAAUGGCAAUGGCCGUUGUAACACUGGAGGCUGCGGUAAACUUGAUUGUGAUCCCGGCAAUUGGGGUGAAAUCCCAAAGACCUUAUUCGAAUACACUCUAUCACAACCAAACAAUCCUACAGACACCCUCGAUAUCUCGCUUAUCGAAGGCUUCAACAUCCCCAUGUCCUUCAGACCCAACAGUAACUCGGGUGCGCUUGGUGGAAAGUGCCGCACUGUGAGCUGCAGCGCUAACAUAAACGCGCAAUGCCCACAAAGGUGGAAGACCACCGACGGGUGCAAGAAUCCUUGCACCUCACCAGGUACUGGAACUUGUGGGGCUAAUGGUGACUCUAAAUUUUACAAGGGUAUUUGCCCUGAUGCUUAUAGUUUCCCUAAAGAUGAUCAAACCAGCACUUUCUCUUGUCCUCCUGGAACUGAUUACACCGUUACUUUCUGCCCAUAAAUAUGAUCAUGACCAAUAUGUUAGAAUGAUCUAGUAUUAUGAUUUAUGAUAGUAGUCAAUAAAACAGGUUCAUGACAUAAAUUAGAGCAUGUGUACACCCGUACACAUGAUGCUCUUAGCUUGCUUGUAAUAACAAUAAUAAUAGUAAGAUGGUUCUUUUUUUUCUGUUUA